AUCUAGCCACUCGAGUGCGGGAAUUGAAGUCAUUUUAUGUUUGAAUAAAAACAAUGUUCUCCAAUUAUCGAACUGUUAAAUAAUGUAAAAUAAAAAAGUGAGAUAUAAAUAGUGUUUGUGAUUACAACCUACAUCAGUUUUGUAAAUGUCUGCACACUAAUGAAAAACUACUGACACGGAGGUGUCUCCAUCAAGAAUGUGGAAGUAGCAAAAACCCCGUUUUAGAACGUUCAGUUUUGACAAUUACACACAUAUACAUAGACUCCUCGACUUACGAACAAGUUAGGUUCCAGAGGUCUGUUCGUAAGUCGAUUUGUUCAAAUUUACUCCUGUCGAUUCCAAACAUGUACGGCGUGUACACUAAACACGGACAAUGGCUUUAAAAGUUGUAUAAUCUCCUGCAACUAUAGAUGCCACUGGUUCUUUAUGUUCUGCCUGGCCUGGGCAGAAAGGCCUGGGCAGAAAUUCUGGGAAUGCUGGGUAAUGACACUGAACAACCACCGCCAUCUAUUGCGCUGUGAUUUAACUUACGACUCGCGGUUCAAAAAAGCAACUGGACAUACGGGCCAGGUUUGUUCCUAUCUCUGAAAGUUCAUAAGUCGAAUAUGCAAAUGUAUCAAAUCAUGAGUGGCUUAGAAACGAUAUAUGGGGCUUUUAAAACCAAAACCAUACAUGUUUUGGGCAUAAUGUAAACGUUUAAACUAGGAACUUGGAAGAAUUUUAAAUCCCUGCCACCGAUUGUUCAGAGUUUGGGUGUUUGACUGUGGGCUUGCUCUGUCUGAUUACACAGCCACUAUCACAAAAUAAUUGUUGAUCAUUUCAGUUUUUUUUUAAACUAGUUAUAUGGAACCUAAAAUCGUGAACGUGACAGAGGGUGAAAAAACAUGCGUGCAAAUACAACACGAAUCCGGGGUUCGCGCUUUCUUGUGAUCAUUUUAAGUUUUAAUCAUUUAAACAUGUUAAAUAUGUAUACAUGUUUUUCCUAACACCAAAUGGUAAUACAGUAAUAACUUCGCUCACUCUUAAAGACAUAUUAUAAACUAUUUUUAUUUUACCAAGUAAGGCCUACUGAACUAUAUCGCUCUUUUUCAGAAGUGACCUGGCCACAAAUAAUAGCUCAACGAAGUGGCCAAAUACUCUAAACGCGUGAUGUUGAUUCUAAAUGUAGAGGUAAAAACCGGAGGGCCCGGAGAAAAAUCCACGACUACGGGGAGAGAGACAUGCAAAUUCCAAAUAUACAGUUGGCAUCAGAGUCUGGAUCGAACCCACGAACUGUAUUCCAGCUGUUUUCAUUGGAGUAUGACAGACAAGGCUCUGCCUCCCCUGACCGCACGUCCCUGCUCGCCGCCAUGGCGAGGUGGUAACUCGGAGCAACCACGGACAAGCGAGAAGGCAGCAGCCAGGCGUGAGGAACGCGGCGAGAAGGAAACUCGCCACUUGGCGAAGGAGGCGCUUCCUGCGCUUGCCCGCCCCGGGGAGAGAGAGAGAGGGGGGCGGCGAGGGAGUGGCGAGUGGUCGCGGGGAGCUGGGAGCGGAGAAUUGGUCGCGGGGAGUUCGCUGGUGACGGAGAAUUGGUCGCAGGGAACUGGUCUCCGGUCAGCUCUCGGCUCUCCGCCCGUCGCCAUGGACAAGAUGAACAGCCUGGCGCAGUUCCUGCGCGCGAACAGCAUCUCGCUGGUGAACGGCGGCAUCGCGCUCACGACGUUGGGCGGGCAGCAGCUGUUCUCGCUGCUCGCCUACAACUGCCCCUGCGCCGUCACCGCCAACUACGCGUACGGGGUGGUCGCCAUCGGGGUGCCCGCCCUGCUGCUGCUCGCGCUCGGCUGGACGCUCAACCCCACCGCGUGGCUGCUGCUGGGCGACUGCUGCCGCCGCGGCCGCGGCUCCGCGCCCACGCCGCUCGGCGCCCUGCUCGGCGCCCUGCUCGGCGUGGCGACCCGCGCUGCCGUGGCACCGCUCACGUGGAUCGCCGUCUCGCUGCUGUCGGGCGACUUCUACGUGUGCGCCGCCAGCGAGUUCAGGAGUCCCGGGGAGUUCGUGCGCGGCGGCGGCGGCGUGGCGGUCACUCCAAGCCGCGACGCGCCGCGCCACGACUUGGCCGCAGUGCCCUGCAAGGGGGAGCCGCUCGGACUGAACCUGGCCCCGGGAUUCUCUCGGGACGCGAUGCUCCGGCAACUCAAGUACGAGUCCCAGAGUGACGCGAGUGGUCCCGUGGUCGAGCGGUCGUUAGGAGGGUUGCGAGUUCAAGUCGCAGAGUGCAGCAGCAGCUGCAGACGUCGUGGCGUUCCGCGUGGGGAGCACAGACCACGGACCCACGAUGCGUACCUGGGCCGCGUGUUAUCCCCCCCCCCCCUCCCCCACUGUUGUAGCGAGCUUCUGGCGUGGUUGUGCUUUAUUAAUCCAUAAUCUCUGCCAUUACAUACAAUGAAACAAGAAAAUGUAACAAAGAAAAGAACAGCAAUGUAAUACAAUACACUAUUAGACUUUAUUGUAAAAAAUCAAUAAAAAGUCCAUCCUAUGUGUUAGUGAUUUUUUUUUUUAGGUAGGAAAUUCGUUUUCAAAUUUAGAUUUUUUUUUCUAGGGGGGGACCCCCAGACCCCCAGAAAGAUUUGGUCCCCCCCAAUGUUGACUCCAUGGCUACGGCCUUGCCCUGUGUGGUAAUCUGGCACGCAGAUGUGAUUAUUAAAAAAAACUAUCAAAAUUAACUUUUGUUUUGCUUGAAUGAUUGUUAUAGAACCAAAACAUUUUUACGCCAAACCGUUAGAGAUAUCGUGUUAUUUGGAGUCUUGUGUUCUCUGGGUCCUCCGGGUUUUCCUUCCACAUGCAGAAACAUGCGUUUCGAGUAUUUGGCUGCUAUAAAUGUCCACGUGAUAAGCCACUUCGUUGAGCUAUCAUUUGUGGCCAGGUCGCUUCCGAAAAAGAGCUACGUAGCUCAGUGGGCCUUACUUGGUGAAAUAAAAAUAUUAGAUCAUAAUGGCGUCUAAUCUGAUAUCUGGUUGGAUUUAAAACGCGGGAUGGGAUAUGUUAAUCUAAGCGACCGAUUUAUAAUAGGCUAAGCAAACCACGUCGUAUGCGCCAGUCACUUUCCUGUUUUAUGUAGACUAUAACUUUACACUUUAUACAGAUAGUCCCCGAGUUACAAUGGUCCGACUUACGAUAUUUCGAUCUUACGAUAACUAUACGACAAAAUUGUAAAAUAUUUUAAAUUUCGCGCGGCAGGCAAACGCAGCAGCGUACGAGAUACGAUGCUGUACGUUGGGGCGCUGCCGGGAUGUACGCAUCUCCCGCCUUGUGUGAUGCAGAUAGGAUUGUUUCCUGAAAAAAACUUUCUAUUAAAUUGCAGUUCAUAUAGGUAGGCUAUAAUUUACCUUGUUUUUACUUUACAUUUUACUGUGCAAUACAGUAUUGUAAUUAAUAAAUGCAUACAGUAUAUAGUUUAUACAGUACGGUCCUGUAAAUUGCUCUGUUUUGCUAAAGAAUAGUGAUAAAGACUCCUGGGUAGGCUAGGCCAUCUUCGACUUACGAUAUUUUUGACUUACGAUGGGGUCGUUGUAACGCAUCUCCAUCGUAAGUAGAGGACUACCUGACUUACAUUUUCGCAGCCAGCACCAAGAUUCGGAGUUAAAUGUUUUGUUAGGAUGUGUAGCCCAGCAACAUCUUUGUUAAGACUUUCCACCACCCAACACUGCCAAACAAACAUUAAAUUGCCACGUAUUCGAGUGUUUAAUAGGCCACUUAUUGCUGUUGUUUCACCUCCUACCGGUGAGUUGAACAUUUCUCACAACGAAAUUUAUCAGUUGGCUAAGUUUCGCCUGAGACUACGUAAAGCAUCCAUUCGGAUACGAUUCAGGAAGUCGGAAUAAAAAUGCAGAUCAAGAUUUUCCUAAAUUGUUGGUAUUUUUGUUGUGUUUGCUUGACAAGACAAACUGUUGCGAGAAAAACUGUUUUAGAAAAAAAUCUAGGCGCAUCAAGUCUUAAACGCAAAAUGAACGUGUCUUAUUGUGUGCGUGAAAAUGUCGACAAAAUGUGUUCUUGAAUUGUGACCUCAUUGCAUGGGGGGUGGUGGGGGUUGAGAAUUGGUUAGUCCGUGGGCCAGAACAGAAACUGGUACCACAUCAGGUAGAAAAACUUGACCCCCACUGAUGUAUUUACAUGGCUGUCAAAAGCGAUUUGCUGUCGAUAACACGCGCAUUUCAAACGAUUAUCAAAUCAUAUAAUUAAUUCAUUGUUGUUGGCUGCAUCAAUAAAUUGGAACCGCUAAGGUGGUGUCUAUUAAGCAGAAUACUUGCCCUAGGCCCUUGGGCUUGUUAAAACAUGUUGUCCAUGCCUGGCAUCAUUGCGUUCCCUCUGCGUGGUGUCAAAACCCGCACGGCGAUUCCCAGCCGAUGCCAGAAGCUUAGCUUGAUCCUUGACAGUAAGGCGUGAUGGCCAGCAAUAUCACAUUCUUUUGAAAAAUUAAUACAGGUGGUUGUAACCUUUUAUCAUUAUUAUCCAAAUAAACACAAAUACACAUCAGUUUAUUUAUUUAGUCUGGAGGAGGAAUCCGAUGAGCUGUGAAGCUCUUUUGCACAGAUGUCCAGUCGGGACGGGGUCAGCAAAUUACAGUAAGUAACUGUCGUAGUUAGCAGUACUACUGACAUAAAUACAGUAUACGUGUCAUUCCAUGUCUUUCCUACACAUACAGUAGAUUCGAUUAUCCACGUUAAUGACCGGGAGGACGGCCGUGGAUAAUUCAAAAUCACGGAUAAUCCCAAAAUAUAAAUUUUCCACGGAUCUCUAUGCCAAAAAACACGAAUAUUAUGUAUACAUUAUGUUUAAGUUAAGAAAAUUGAGUUUGUUAAUCAACUAAACUAAAAUUUGAAGUAAAGAAUCGAGCAAUUGAUUAUGCGCAUGCUCAGUGAUGACACUUUCCUGCUCCCGUGCAGAAGACUCUACCCACUAAGUGGACAUCAGAGCCACGCUAACUCCUGUACUGUAGAGGCGGUCACGUGGAUUUCUGGUGAACCGGAGCACAUAUUUGUUCAGUUUAAGCACCUGACUUGUAAUACACAUUUACAAGAAAAACAGUGUAUAACUGUGUUUAGAUUAUUAAUUUGGGCUUAAGGAAAAAUCCAUGAGUUAUUAAUUUAUAUGAAAAUAUCAGGUGUGCAAAUUGGAUAAACCGCACGCGGAUAAUUGAAAAUCUGCUGAAUAUGUUUUUCAGUACCUCCGAUUAGCACGGUUGGCUACGUACGGUGCGAACGAAGUUCAACAUGCAUACAGUACAUAUCAGCAUUUCUGAACCAAUAGUGGUACGAUUAUAGUGAGCGUCUCCAUUUUAGUGCUGAAUGUGAAUGCUGUGUGCAUCGCUUGCUUAUAUUGUUACCUGCACGUGGGAGCCACGAGGAAUUGUGCUUUGAUUCGCUGGUUUGACACGAUUGUGCUGCUGCUGUGUC
Molecule: messenger RNA, 5435 nt
Organism: Lethenteron reissneri (Far Eastern brook lamprey)
Lineage: Eukaryota; Metazoa; Chordata; Hyperoartia; Petromyzontiformes; Petromyzontidae
Product: calcium homeostasis modulator protein 2-like
Cellular component (GO): plasma membrane
Molecular function (GO): monoatomic cation channel activity
Source: RefSeq, a predicted model, not a curated record